AAGAACCUCAAUCCUGUGUGGGAGGAAAAAACGUGCAUUCUUAUUGAUCACACUAGGGAACCAUUGUAUAUAAAGGUCUUCGAUUAUGAUUUUGGAUUUCAGGAUGACUUUAUUGGCUCAGCUUUUAUGGAUCUCACGUCACUAGAAUUAAACAGGCCAACAGAUAUCACCUUGUCUUUGAAGGAUCCUCACUACCCUGACCAUGAUCUGGGAUCUAUAUUAUUAUCAGUUCUACUGGCUCCCAAGGAAGGACAGAGAGAAAUGUUUCAGCCCCAGAGUUUACAUCUGUCAGACAUGCACAGAAAAUCUCAGCUCUGGAGAGGAAUAGUCAGUAUCACUUUGAUAGAGGGAUGUGAACUGAAGCCCAUGGAUGCAAAUGGAUUGAGUGAUCCCUAUGUGAAGUUCCGGCUGGGCCAUCAGAAGUACAAGAGUAAGAUUGUGCCAAAAACUUUAAAUCCUCAGUGGAGGGAGCAGUUUGACUUUCAUCUCUAUGAAGAGCGUGGUGGAAUUAUUGAUAUUACUGUGUGGGACAAAGAUGCUGGCAAAAGGGAUGAUUUUAUUGGCAGGUGUCAGGUUGACCUGUCGGUCCUGAGUAGAGAACAAACUCACAAGCUGGAGCUGCAGCUGGAGGAAGGAGAAGGAUGGUUGGUACUGCUGGUCACCCUGACAGCAUCAGCUGCCGUCAGUAUCUCUGACCUCUCUGUCAACUCCUUGGAGGACCAGAAAGAGCGAGAGGAAAUACUAAAGAGAUAUAGCACAAUGAGGAUGUUUCACAACAUGAAGGAUGUAGGAUUUCUACAGGUGAAGGUCAUCAGAGCAGAAGCAUUGAUGGCAGCUGAUGUCACAGGUAAAAGUGACCCAUUUUGUGUAGUUGAGUUGAACAAUGACAGACUGCUGACACAUACAGUCUACAAGAAUCUCAACCCUGAAUGGAACAAAGUCUUCACAUUCAAUAUUAAAGAUAUCCACUCAGUUCUUGAAGUGACAGUUUAUGACGAAGAUAGAGAUCGGAGUGCUGACUUUCUGGGCAAAGUUGCUAUACCGUUGCUGUCUAUUCAAAAUGGUGAACAGAAAGCCUACGUUUUGAAAAACAAGCAGCUGACAGGGCCAACAAAGGGGGUCAUCUAUCUUGAAAUAGAUGUGAUUUUUAAUGCUGUGAAAGCCAGCAUACGAACAUUAAUGCCCAAAGAACAGAAGUACAUUGAAGAGGAAAACAGACUGUCUAAACAGCUGCUGUUAAGGAAUUUUAUCCGCAUGAAGCAUUGUGUCAUGGUGCUCAUAAAUGCUAUCUAUUAUGUUAACAGUUGCUUUGACUGGGAUUCACCGCAAAGGAGUCUGGCUGCUUUUGUGUACAUGAGCUACCAAUAGGUGGCCAGAUUCACUGAUUGGGUUCUGCUGGUGGGAGGACCAGCUGUAGCAAUAGUCGUG
Messenger RNA from Chelonoidis abingdonii (Abingdon island giant tortoise), 1428 nucleotides. NCBI's taxonomy places the organism in Eukaryota, Metazoa, Chordata, Testudines, Testudinidae. The record is from RefSeq and is a predicted model, not a curated record.